Molecule: messenger RNA, 857 nt
Organism: Musca domestica (house fly)
Lineage: Eukaryota; Metazoa; Arthropoda; Insecta; Diptera; Muscidae
Gene: Cpr23B
Product: cuticle protein 7
Exons: 2
Coding region: 67-744 (225 amino acids)
Cellular component (GO): extracellular matrix
Source: RefSeq, a predicted model, not a curated record
UGGUGCAAACGAGCCAAAGUGAUUUUAACAAUUUUUAGAGCAUCCCGAAAAUUAAUUAAAAAGGAAAUGGCUUUUAAGUUUGUUGCAGUAUUGUGUUUGGCCACCUUGGUUGCUGCCGGUGACUAUGAAUAUCAAAACCAGGGCAAUGGCGGUUACAAUGGGGUACAAGCUAACGAACCACAACAAAAACAACAGCAGCCGCAUCAACAGAACAACAAAAAUGUCCAGCAGACUGACUCUUACGGCAAUGUCGCCAAUAACGACAACCAAGCAUACAACGAGGAUUCGUAUGCAGCCUCCGGUGACUAUCAAUACGACAAUGCAAACUAUGGCUACGCUGCUGCCCCUGCCGCCUAUUAUCCUCCUGCCAAAUAUGCCUACAACUAUGAAGUCAACGAUCCCACUACCGGCGACAUCAAAUCCCACUCGGAAACCCGAGAUGGCUAUAAUGUUCGUGGUGCCUACAGUUUGAUCGAUUCCGAUGGCUUCAAGCGUACCGUUACUUACACUGCUGACAGCGUUAACGGAUUUAAUGCCGUUGUCAACCGCGAACCCAUUGCUCUGGAGGUUGUUGCUCCUGUUCUCGCUUACAAGGCGAUUGUCCCCACCACUGUGAAUGCCCCAGUUGUCGCUGCUGCUCCUGGCAACGCCGCUGGACAAGAAACUAAAGUCAAUACUGCAUCCGAUGUCAAGGAUAGCUAUGCCAAACCACCCACUUCUGAUGGCACUGGUCCAUACGCUUAAAUUAUUUAUAAUUUCUAAUUAAUUUAAAUCAUUUAUAAAAUACAAAUCAAUUCAUUUUUUUCAUUGAUUUCUUUUUUAAUAAGUCAUUAAAAAUUUGUUUUAUAAGAAGAAAA